Messenger RNA from Melanotaenia boesemani (Boeseman's rainbowfish), 3633 nucleotides. Its product is annotated as regulator of G-protein signaling 22. The transcript has 24 exons. Bases 85 to 3516 code for a protein of 1143 amino acids. The record is from RefSeq and is a predicted model, not a curated record. Gene Ontology annotation, biological process: regulation of signal transduction. Lineage: Eukaryota; Metazoa; Chordata; Actinopteri; Atheriniformes; Melanotaeniidae. Gene Ontology annotation, molecular function: G-protein alpha-subunit binding.
CACACUGUCCAGAUGGGACUGUUUGUUUAAUGGUUUGAUUCUGGACUCUUGGCAGAAAUACGGUGCAGGAUUUUGUUUUUUGAAAUGUGUGGAGUCUUUGUAUCAGAAUUCCCCCAACACACUGCUGAAAACUUUGAGAGCUGUCUGGUCUCUGAUGAUUUACUGGCUCGCUACUUUAACGAUUUCCUAAGUCUGCCGUCUUUCUCAGAGACUUUAAUGUACAACCAGGAGACUGGACUGUUUGAGGUGGUGAACGGAGCAGCUGAUUUGGUCUCCAGAAGAAUCCGAACAGUCCUCAAACACAGCAAAUCACAACUCCUUACUGAUGACUCCACAGUGCUGAGCAGGACUCCCCCAGUAGACAACAGUUACACUGUCUGUAGCCUAGACAGGGAACAAGGAAUUCUGUGGAUCAUAAUAGAACGAUUGCCCUUUUUCCUUCAGAGUGAUUGCUACUAUGAAUACAGACUAUCCAAGCUUUUGCUUCAGUGGGACUCAAACUUGUGUAACCAGAGAAGAAAAAACGCUUCAUGUCGACCCACUUUUUUAGCCUUUCAACAGCAACGUCAUUUCCAGUUAAACAAAGAAAACAACAAUGGUCUGAAUGGUCUGUGCUCACACUCUAUAGAGAGCCUUUCAGGAAAUCAAGGCUUCUCCUCUCCAUUUAAAUGUGAUGAAAUUCAGGACGUCCACAGUUCUCAAACAGAGCUGAGCUUCAUCGGCCCAUCAGCAGGUAUUACAGAGGAACAUCUCAGAGAGUCCAGGUGUCGAAUAUUUGACUCUCCUGAUCAGCACCUGGAGUACCUGGCAGACCAAGUGGUUAGUCAGGUGAUCAAACAAUCAGUCCACAUGAUUGAUGGUCAAAGCCUAGCAAACACCUCAGAGUGUGACUGCAAACCUGGACAUCAGGCAAAUGGCAUCAGCACAAAAGAAUGUUGUAAAUGUAAAGUUCACAAACACUCAGCAGGUGAAGAUGGAGAAAGAAGUAAGAAUAUGAAAGGCCCAGAAGACAUGAGGAGUAAAACGGAAGAAAAGGCACAACAGGAUGAGAAGAACAUGAGGGUGGAGAUUAGGGCAACUAAUCAGGAAAAUACUCACAAUAUGUGCCAACAUGAAGCCUGUUGCUAUGGCAGAAGGUCAGGCUUGGAUGAUUUCAAGGAGUUUCUGCAUGGAACACCUGGAGAGAAGCUGCUUAAUCUGUGGCUGGAUAUAGAGAGACUGAAAACUACGCAGCACCCUGAGAGAAAAAAGAGGUAUUUGUUCCUGAUGAGGAGCUGCUACCUGCUGAGCAGCAGUCCCAACAGUCUGAAUGUGGAGCUGCUCUCCAGACUGGGACUCACUACCUCCCUCUGCUGGACGGAGGAGAAACUGAGCUCAGUUCAGCCCAGUCUGACUGAGUCUCUACUCUGCUACUGGGUUCCACGGUUCUGGACAUCCCAGUAUGUUCAGGAGACCCCUGAGGACCUCCCUCAUAUGGGACUGCACACAGUGGAGAGCGUUAACACCCCUCUGUUAAGCAUACAGAACUACCUGUCCCAGUCCUCCCAGUCUGUCCGUACACAGUUGUUGUCGAGCAGAGGUCACUUUCAGUCCAGCAGAGGGAUUAAACGGAUGUUAGACGCUCUCCGUGUUGAGUCCAGUACCGGGUCAUACUUCACACAUUUCUGUGAACAAUCUGGAAACCAGCUGUGGGUGAACACUGUUUACUUCUGGAUGGACCUACAACACUACCAUGAGCUGUUCUACUUGGAUGGACUGGACCCUUACAGAGUACAAAGACAGGCACAGCUCCUUUUCUCUACAUAUAUUAUCAGCUCAGCCAGGAGAGGCAUCGAUGUAGACGAGGAGGUCAGGAGGGACGUGUACGACAGACUGCUGCCUGCUUUUGAGGAGCUGUUUGAUGAAGUGGAGGAGCAUGCCCUGAACAUCCUGCUGGAACCAUGGACACUGCUGGUCAACAGGGACAAAGAGUCCUUCCAGCAGGUGUGUGUGGAGGAGAAGGUGUGUUGCAUCGACAAUCAGGAAUACAGGGAACUCCUAAGACUUUACAAGGACACGAAACAGGUGGAGCUGUGUGGACCCAUGCUUUCUCCUUCAUCUUUUAUUCCUUCAACUUGCUUCUCAAAAGGUUCCCAUAGACUUGACCCAUGCUCCAGUGGGCCUCAGGGUUACCAUGGUUACAAUUUAGGUUCCUUAUUUCAUCAGCCUCAUGAGAUCGGUCCCUUCAUGUCUUUCCUACAGAACCACAAUGCCAGCAUCCAUUUGACGUGUUGGCUGGAUCUGGAGCAGUACAGGAAGACUCCUCAGAGGGACACAUCCAUCAGACUGGAGAGGUCAUCCAUUAUUGCUACCAAAUACCUCAACAGCAACUACUUCUUUGGCUCUGACAGUCCUGCCACAGCAAAACAACAGACUCAAAUACUGGAUGCGGCAGGUGGACUGGAGCGUCUGAAAUCGGAGUGUCUCUCUAACCCAGUCGCCACAGAGAUCCAGGACAUCAUAAGGAAGCACAUCGUGGAGGCAUGGCUGCCUUUGUUUCUGUCCACGGCAGAGUUCAAACCCAAGCGGCAAGAAGCAGACCGACUCUCACGGCACACCUACCGUCGACGGAGAGCGAGGAAAGAAGCCUGGAAGGCUGAAGGCUUGUGGAUGAAUUCCUCUAAAGAGAUCCUGCUGUUUCGGAGAAUCCUUCUCAACCCCUCCAUCUGUCAGCAGUUCCAGCACUUUGUCUCUCUGAAGGGAGAUUUCCUGGAAAACGAUGUUCGCUUCUGGCUGGAGGUGCAGAGAUACAAGGACCUCUGUCAUUCUCACAGUGACGAGGCCACCAUCCAGCAGAAGAUCUCCACCAUCAUCAGCUGUUUCAUAAACUCUUCAAUGCCUCCCGCUCUGCAGAUAGACAUCCCUCCUGACCAGGCCCAGCAUAUUUUAGAGAAGCGCCACAAACUGGGUCCUUACAUCUUCAGAGAAGCACAGAUGUCCGUGUUUAGUGAAUUACUGAAGUUUUGGCCUGAGUUUCAAGAGCUUAGAAGCAGCAUCCAGGAGGAGCAGCUCCUUCCUCUGCUGCAGGAGAAACAAGUCAAACACAGGGCCAGAGUACGGAGGCAGAGGAGAAAAGAGGAGGAAGCGCAGGAAAGAGAUGGAAGGAGGAGAGCACAGGAGGAGCAAGAAAGACAAGAGUCAUGUUGUAGAGAUGAGGAGGAUGAGAAGGAUGAUGAAGAACAAGAUGAAAGAAGAGAAAAAACACAGUCGAGGACACAGAGCAGAGUGCUGCUGACUCCCACACAGUCGCUGCUGUGGUCGUACUCCAAGUACAUGGCAGGCCUGAAGAGGGAGGAGGUGCUGCUGAAGAGACAAAGUCAGCUGGAAACCUCCUUCUCCACAGUCUCAGACUCCUCCACCGACGUCUGCAUGAAGUCAGAGAGCAGCAGGCUCAGCUACCGGCAACCUUCCUCCAGGACUGACAGCAAACAGUCUAGUCGAUGUAAAAAAGGUGUUGAAGCCUCCAACAAGAAAUAAGACCUGACGCAUCACAAGUUUGGAACAGACAGACGGCGUCAUCAGAGCAGGACGAGUGAAAACGGAGAGCAGAGCUGCCACUGAUAUCUGCAUGAUGAAGAGGUCCGGUUUGCAUGA